CACGCAAUAACAAAUCCAUCCCUUAUUGCGAAAUCAUUAAAUCGCCUGAUAGAUUUUUUAAAGUGCUCACUUAUUUACAUUUCCUUAGGCUUAAUCCCUAAUGCCUCGAAAUCGUUUUUUAUUAAUAGCUUGGGCAAUAACGCUUUUAAAACAUUUUAACAAUUUAUUCACAAUGGAUGCAAAUUGUAGUACAAGUAUAUGCAAGUCUGGGAAAGACAAUUAAGGCCAGUUCGAAACCAUUACACGCUUUAAUAACGAUCUAUCUUUUUUGCAGAUUAUUUCAUAAUACAGGGAUCGAACAUGAAGCUCAGAUUCCUUUUUAUGGUUUAUAUUACUGUUCUUGUCGGGCAGCCAUGUCUCGUGAAAAGCAUCUUUCUCCCAUGGUUGAAAAGCACAAACGAUUCUUCCGAUGGCUUUCGUAUUGCAAAAGUACUUCUAGAAUUGAAUAAGAAAAUUCCAGGUAGUCCUAUUGGAGUAAAGGUUCCAGAGAUGAAGAACAUCACCAGCAAUAUCUCCGUAGACGAGCGAUGCUUUGGAGAAAACGACAUGCCAUUAUCAUUUGCUUUUCACAAGAAUCAUCCCUAUACUUCUUUUCAAGACGCAAGAGAGUACAUGGACGUAAAAGGCAUGUUUCCUUCUUUGCUUUCGAACAUGUUAGACUAUUGUUGUCAUGGUGGCGCCAAGAAAGUCAAAUUUGCCAAGCUCUUACGUACACCACUGGAGGCGGAAGAUCGUUUUCUAAGUGAGAACGUUAAUGAGUACGAUUUCACCUUUUCGAUCCACGCACCCUCUGAUGUUCAUUCAUUUCGGGAUUAUCCAUUCAUCCCGCUAGUGCGAGCCCCCAGUGUGGUCUUUCUGGCGUAUGAUGGAAACGAAAGAACCAGCAACACUCACGCCAUUGCUACCACCAUUAUGAAGGCCUGGCCCAUAAUGGUGUUCAUUCUUCUCACAGCAACCUUCUCUGGUAUCAUAAUAUGGUUUUUGGUGAGUUAAGGUUAUAUUAACAUUACUUUUACCCAGCUUUCUCAAAUCGCUGCUUUCCUAAUAUUACAAACAAGUCGUUUUCGCCGUUCGCUCCAUUUAUUGUACCCUGGGUUCCAGAGGAUAUUUUUUUCUUUCGAUACUGAUGGUUCGCGGCGAAGCCGCGUCAACGAGGCAGGAAGUGCCAAGGGAGCCUUAUUAAACCGUAAGCACGGUUUAUUUCAUAUUGGGUAUUUUUAGAACGGACCUCUGGAGCCAGGGUACAUUUAUUGCAUUGCGAUUAUAUAUUACUUAUAAUAAACGAUGUUUAUUUUUUCUUUCAUGGUGUGUCGAAAAUGUGGUAUUUAAAUUGUGUCGAUUUGAAAACUGUACUAAAUACGAUUACAAGCUUUUAAAUUUAAUUUUCCGCCUCCUCUUCCACAAAAGAUCUUAAAAAUACUUCUACUGUAGUCAUCCUUUUGGCUUUAUAGGAUCAUCGUCAGAAUCCUCAGGAGUUUCCUCAAUCAUUUAAGAAAGGAGUCUGGGAAGGGUUCUGGUGGGCACUGGUCACCAUGACAACAGUAGGGUAAGUUUUUAAAAGGUGUUAAAUUCUCUUCGGAACAACAAGAAUGCACGGAAUCGUUACUUAAAUUUUUUAAUCUUUUCCUGUUAUUAUGUCUUUUGGUAUGAAAAGACCUAAUAAAGAAGUCUUUUUGGUGGCUUUGCACAUGACGUAAUCAAAAUUCAGACUAACGAAUUAUCGACUUUUUGUACUGCCCUGCACCUUUCAUAAGGUAUCAAAGCAGCUAAAAGCUAUAUUCACACAAAUGUUCACUUCGAUAGGGUUCUACGUUUUGAGAUAGAACACGCUUUUACGUGACGCAGCAUUUAUAUGCCUGCCGCGAAAGCUGACAAUGACUUAUUCUGGGGAUUUUGCCAGCUGAAAAGUCAUUUGUAUUAGAAACAGAAUUACUUUGCUGUUUAUGAGUUCCUCGAAAGAUGAAUUCACGCUUUUGUCGCAAAACUCAGUCAGGUGACAGAUGUUUGAGUAGGUUUCCGGCCGCCAUGUUGGUGCUAAUCACUGGAUUGGAUCCCAACAUGGCGUCUCCAUACAAAGCUCAAAAAUUUGGGUAAAUUAUUUCUCCAAAUAUCUUGCAUAUAUUAAGUUGGACUGACCUGAAUCUUGAGGAGGGUCUUUACCGAUUUACUUCCUUUAAAUUUCCCAGAUGCUUAACUAUAUCUAUUGAACAGUUUUCUGUCUUUCUUUGUUUGUUUGUUUGUUUUUUUUCCAUUUUUGGGGACGUGAAAGUGAAAACCAGCAAUAAUAAUUAUAACAAUAAAAAAGAACAACGCCUCAGUCACUUGACCAAGGUGGAGAUAAGCUUCUUUUUGCUUAUCUUGAUAUGAAUAGUUAUUUAGGGGUGCUCCAACAUCAGGUAUUCUUUAUUUUUCAAUUGUCGACAGCUAUGGUGAUCGUUCCCCCAAGUCCACUCUCGGUCGUGUGUUUUGCAUUUUGUGGAUUAUAACAGGCCUGAUUAUAAUCUCCAUUUUCAUUGCUAUGGUAACAGCAUCGCUUGCAGCUACAACACACCCUCACUUCCCAAUACAUGGGUCGCUGGUAAGAUAUGCUUGUUUUUAUUUACGAGGCCAAACGAAGUUCAUAACGAUAACAAGGAGCAUGGUUGGGUAUCAUGACAGGGAAUGCUCAAACGUUUUUCUGUAAACUUCCAUUCGGGCAACACACUGAAUUCUUACAUCCGCAUCGUACUUGACAGCUUCGAUAGGUUCAAACUUAAAAGCCAGUGACACACGUACAACAACCCAUGGCCCGGCCAGUACCUAACGCAUGCGUACAUCCAUAUCAACCGGGAAUGCCAUGCUGAUGAGCCUUAAUAACAGCGAAGUAGCUGUUCAAUGGUUACCACUGCCUCCAUAUGGCCGUGAGUUGAUGUGCGUGUCGAUACGUGUGUCACUUUUACGUUUGUCCAAUAGGUUGACGUUACGAAUGUCAUGUUUAACGUCACGUUUAAUUUCUGGCGUUUUAAACCCCAGGGUACUCGUCUUACUCUUUUCACUGCAACAAUUAGAUCUGAGAUGAUGAUGAAGACCAUCUGAGUGCAAUAAUUUCAUGCAUAGGCUUUGACCUUUUUUUACGGGGCGGGACAUUCAAGGGUGGAUCAUGUCCAAAAUAGAAAAAAGUAUAUUAAGUAAGUGACUCAGUGACAGUCCCUUCUCGCUGGAUGGAAUCAGAAGAAGGAAACCAGAAGAUUUUUGAGAAGAUCUGACUGAUAAAAUUUUAUAAAGUGCCUAGGGGCAAACUGUCUCCAAGAGGCUGGCCCUGUUCCACCAGAAUGUCUUCGGCCGUCCCGAAAGAUUUUCCCGGGGUCUACCACAAAAAAGUUGUCUCGUAGACGUUUUACUUUUUGACGUCCCACUGUGUGUGUCCCAUCAAAGUCUAACCUAGAUUUGUAAUAGAGUGGUUUUCGUUUGAGUGUCGUAAAACCAAAACCAAAGUAAUUACUCUGGCCAAUCACAUAGGACACAGACAAUACAUUGAACCAAUCAAAACUCGAAGUAAUUACAUGUGGCUGACGCAAAUGUCACAAUUGGCUUUGGUUUUACUUCUGAUUGGAUGAAAAGGUGGCGCGAAUCUUUUAAGCCAAUCGCAUCGUGUAGAAAGUGCAAAACCAAUUACUUUUCGACACUCAAAUGAAAACCGCUCUAAGGCAAACUUUCUUCUUGACCCACUUUCCCUUUUGAUAUUUGACAUGCGCAUCAGUACUGGCGGUGACUCAUCUUUACUCUGUUUUUCACUUCCAGAUUGGAGUAGUAAACGGAAGUGAAGAAUAUCAGCUAGGAGUGCUGAUGAAUGCGGACAUGAAAAGUAAGCAAUAGUGAUUAAGGACAAAAUUUAAAGACCGUGUUUUUUUCUGCUACGCAUAUAAGAUUAAGCACGUCUUUAAAGUUUUUGAGGCGCUAAGUUUUUAUGCUGUGAGUAUCGCUCCGAAUACAACUUACUGUAUAUUUCGAAUUCUUUGCUGCUUUUUUUACGCAAGGAAAAUAGAUCUAAGAUGGAGCUAAUAAUUCUGAUCAGGAAACUCGCACUUUUAAGAAGUAAUUGAGACACAAUUUAUUUUAUUUUAUUUUAUGAUUUGUCAUUUAUAAUCUCCAUUAAUUCCCAUUUUACAAUUCAAAAAGCGCGGAAAUACAGUUUUGCUUUAAUAUAUUUACAUGUUAUUACAGUGUCCUAUAACGCAAAGUGAUUAAAUCUAUUUGUCUUUCUCUUAAUUUUAUAGUAUUUCCCAAGAUAUACGAUAUAACGAGUGCUCUGUUGAAGUCAGAAAUAGACGGCGCUUUUGUAGAUAGUUUUAUAAUCACAGCGCACCUAAACCUGAUCAGGAAUCAUCCUGGAAUUAGGAUUGAGCGCACGAUUGAGCACCCGGUUACGUACGGCAUGGUUUUGGCUGGCAAUUCAUCCCGUAUGGAAAGCUGCGCUAGGCGUUACGUCGAAAACUAUCCAAGAAAAGUUUUUCAAAAGAUUGCCGAGCAUCUCAAGCCUCUUAAGGUAGGUUUUUACCUAAUUCGUAAUUUGUCGUUACAUGGCGGGCUUUAAGCUCUAAGAGGCUACGUUGAGUCAAGCAGAGUCUAAGGCGACGUCCCAGCCGAAUCGAAUUCAAUGAAUCUUUUUCAUGUGAUUCUUUGAAUUCGAUCGGAGUAAUUGAAUUUGGAUAGUCUCGGCCGUUCUUCCCGCCUAGUGAACCAAGAAUAAAGGAUGUCGGCGGGCGUUGACUCAGAAACCGAACUUCAUAUGACCAGAACGAAAUGCAUAAUGGAAUUGCGCGCAUUAAUUUUUAGGCAUCCUACUGAUGAACAGUUGCGACACGUAGAUAUAUAUUUUUUAGCAACUAAUAUAAUUUGGAGUCUGUCUACUUUGAAUUGAAUAAAGUUUUAUAAUGUGGUUUACCGGAAUGCGCGUGUUUUUCCUUUUGAAUGAAAAUCAGCAUCUAAAUGAAAUCAGCUGGCCCAUAAAAUCAGCUUUGAGUCGGCCCAAAUUCGAAUUUGAUUCGCCGCUCAUGUCAGUAGUAUAUUAAAGUAAGGCGUUUGUAUAGAAAAAGGAGAAAUCAUUUUUUUAUGCCUGAAAAUUACUUCACUAGUAAUCAACAAGUAUACCGAUAUAUUUUUUGCUUAUGUAGAUGGUCAGCUCUGACUACUGUAAAUUUCAAAUAGUAAUUUGUUUACCGUCAAAGCACUUAGGAGUUCAGUUCUGAACUCGCUUAAUCGGAUCCAUACGUUCCAGAUUCAACUGGAAUUUGGAAGCGUUGAUUUUUGAGGAGAGGGAGAACCCGGAGAAAAACCUCUCGAAGCAAGGCAGAGAACCAACAACAAAGCAUUUAAGAUGAUCAAUUGGUAUUGCGUUGAUUUUAUAGAUUCCAUCGGAUGCCAUAAGCCAGGAAGUAAAAGCCGCAGAGGGGUUGUUUUAUGAAGAAGGAGCCUUUAAGAUGAUCGUGUACAGUGGAACAGCCAUCUUGGCGGUGCUUUUUAUCGCUGGAUUAGUUUAUGAGUUUCUAGCCAAGAAAUACUUGCAGCGUAAGUAGUCUUGUAACCUGAUCAUCAAUCAUGCCAUCUCCGUUCUUCUGGCCAUCGACAGCCUGAAUGGACAACGUUAUGUUUUAAAUUGUUCCUUUCAUAUGGUGUGAAAAACAGGAAAAUAGUCAGAUCCUUUCUUCCAAUUUGAUGGUAAUUUUUUUUAAAGGAAAGAAAGUAUAGAUUUUUGUGCUUUUUGACCAUAAAUUUCACUCGGAACAGUCCAAAACAGUGGUUUGUUUCCAAAACGUGAAAAAAAAACUUAGGAAACGCUGACGGGCCGGUAUUGGUGUAACUCUCAUAUUUGUUCGUUCAGAACGCAACAGCACUGGAAAUUGCAUUAAAAAAAGGAAAAAAUAAAGGAGAAUACGUCUAAACGAUAAAAGUCCCUUAUGUACGUUGUCGAUGUCUUUUGGGGAUGGUACAAUGACGCAAAAAAAGCUAGAGUGAACUCUGGCCUUCUGCAUGCUUUGUUCUUAUUACCGAAUCCGAAGUUUUCUCAGAUAAAUGCAUUACCGUAGACAUCUUCUAGUUCACCACCACCCGUAAUUAAGCUUGUGUUAGUAAGAGAAAUUCGCCUUACAUCUUGACAUAACAAUGACGUGACGUGAUGUUUUUACAUUUACUAGCUAUAAUGUGUUUCUUUUAGAUACAUGUAUCAGUAAUAUUGCUGGUUUGCUGUUGACUUUACCGCGGCCAUGUUAGUGGUCAAGGACAAAAGCAUUUCUCUCCUCUUUCAACUUUCAUGCCAUUUUCAUGUUAUUUCUUAGAAAAGAAUUUUAUUGUAUUGACCACCAACAUGGCACAAACAAACUGAACAAACCAACAGUGAAAAGUACUUAUUACACUAAGACGCCAGACGGCACUUUUAUCUUCUCGAAAACUUUACUAUUUACUUUUUUUGAUAGCGAAACGGGCAAGAGAAGAAAACAAUUACCUCAAUGUUGAGAUGACAAAGCAGACCAGUACAGAUGGUCCGCCGCACCAGACUGAGGGAGACUUGGACGAGCUUUUGCAAGAUUAUAAGUCUUUUCAUGACUCAUGGGUAGAGAGGUGCAAGAGGCUUCAUGGGAAACCUUAUGGUUGUUAAGCUUAAGAACUUGUUUCUCCUUCAGCAAGUCAAUUUGAAAGGAAUUUCCCAAAGUAAAACCUUGCCUACCUACCAGACCAGUUUGUUUUUGGGUAAACGUAUGCACUAUUUUGGCAUGCUUGUAGAAAUAAUCCUUCGAAAGGCGACUUUAUAAAAGACAAGGUCAGAGUAAUGCGGAAACUUAAAGACAGUAAAUGUAGCCGAGUUUAGAGAAAAAAAAGCCCUUUUCAUAUUUAACAAUGUCGAUUCUCAUAUCUACAGACUUAGAGCUGCUUAUAUACACUGUCAUGUAUGGAAUAUAGACAAAAACUUGUUCUUGAAUGAUAGCCUUUAUUUUGAUUUAAGGUUUAUAACAGAAAUAGUGUAGGAAAUACCAUGUACUCACGGAGGAAUACUGGAAGUAAAGUCGUUGAAAAAAAAAAUGAUGAGGCUGGUCGAACGGUAGGAGAACGGAAGCCUAGAAACCCAGCUGUCGAAGUGGGAGUCGAAAGAAAUUACAGCUCAAUGCUCAGCUAAGCUGAAUCAUUGUCAAAAUAAAAGGCGGUGGUUUUUUAUUUCAAAAACUAAGAGAAGCUGCUUAGGAAACUAGGAUGGUGCACUUAAUCAUAAAGUCAAAGACGAUGGACUUCGAGAUCUCGCGCUCAAAUAUUUAUCUAGCCUCCCACGCAGGCGUUUUUAGGGGAGCUCGUUUUUCAUCCCUCCCCUAAAAACGCCUGCGUGGGAGGCUAAUGUUUAUCCUGAUGCUGAAAAAUGUACGAAAAGUUCGACCUCAGCCGGCACUCUUGGUAAUUAUUAAUUCUAAAGCUUUAAUAUAAAAUCUUUAACUCCAUAUACUACCGUAGUAAAUUGACAGCCCUUAAGGCAGUGUUAUAGCCUGUCUGGUAAAGUUGUAACAGGGAUCAAAACAUAAACUUAAAAAUAUAUGAAAAUAAAAAAAAAUAAAACAUAAACUUUAAUCCGACUUCGCUUGUUUAAUGUAUUCCAACUCAAGCAUAUCUGAUAGUACA
Porites evermanni is the source of this 7641-nucleotide messenger RNA. Lineage: Eukaryota; Metazoa; Cnidaria; Anthozoa; Scleractinia; Poritidae. The record is from the annotation of a GenBank genome assembly.